This is a messenger RNA of Ostrea edulis (European flat oyster), 4753 nucleotides long. RefSeq lists its product as uncharacterized. NCBI's taxonomy places the organism in Eukaryota, Metazoa, Mollusca, Bivalvia, Ostreida, Ostreidae. Bases 326 to 3802 code for a protein of 1158 amino acids. The transcript has 6 exons. Gene Ontology annotation, molecular function: protein binding. The record is from RefSeq and is a predicted model, not a curated record.
UUGACUUCCCACUCAAACGCCUUGGAGCGUUCUAUUUAAAAAUAUUACACCGCGAGGGGGCGCUAUCGAAAAACGGAAAGCGACACCGAAGAAAACAAAGACCACAACUGUUGUUCCAAAUGUCAGUUUAUGUGUCGCUUGUUCUAAAGAAAGCAAACGUUGAGUUUUUGGAAGUUCGAAAUUUGGUCCUUCAUUAGAGAAACCAGUGACGAUAUGACCAGAAUUAUGCUGACUUCACGAGAACUAGUAUUACUAUGCAGGUCUUCUUCAAACAUUAAUUGCGGUAGAAUCGUAUACAAUAACGAUUUCCCAUAGCCUGUUGAACAUGGCUGAAACACUUUCGGGGACAGACGAUUCUGAGUCAGAGACGUCGGACGAUUCAGAUGUAAACGACUCACUGGAAGAUGGAGGAUCUGAAGCCUCAGCGAUGAUAAAUGAUCACGUGGUUGGUAUUUCCAGAGAAGAGGACAAUUUCCUUCGAUAUUUCUUGCAAGCUCACCUUGCAGUGGACGCUGUUCGUAUCUGGUUUGAUACCAUAGUUCCACCACGGAAAUUAGAAAAACAUUUAAAACGACACAAGAGAAAAGCUUUCAAGAAUUGUAGCGAUGAACAAAAGGGCAUAUUGUUUCCAGAGAAUCCAGUCACGUCCGAAAAUUUUGACAUCACUCUUUUCUAUAAGAUAAUACGAAAUACUACGGAUGUUAAGAGACCAACGAAAGGUUGGGGAGAAGAACCGGAACCUUCAGAUACAGAGCCCGCCGAUGACUUGGAACGAGUCCGGAUAUGUCGAAAUUCUCUCAGUCAUUGUCCACCGUCAGUCAGCGAUGGGGAGUUUAAAAGAAAGUGGAAGGAUUUAAGCGAGGUAAUAAGAAGACUCGGAAAAGGUCAGCUUGACAGAAAACUUGAUUCCUUGAAAGACAAGAUCUUGGAUUGUUCAACCAGAAACUCCUUAAGACUGGAUCUAGCAGCAUUACGCGAAAGAGUUCACGACGUGGAGAUAUCCAUUGCACAUCACAUUCCACCAAAUCUAAAAGAGCAACAUAGGAAAUUGUUACAGAAAUGGCGAGAAGAUGACAAGUUCUUCUUAGAAAUUCACAGCUAUAAAACAAUCAUUGAAAAUAUAAAGAGAUUAGAUCACGUGACAGUCACGGGAGGAGGUGGUAUAGGAAAGACAUCUCUCAUCCGCCAUGUCGCUUUGCAGCUCGCUCGCGAGGGAUUUGAGAUCCUUCCGAUGUCGUCAAUUGACGAGAUUAUCAUUUGUGGAAACCUGGGUGUUAAACAAGUAUUUGUUGUAGAUGAUGUUUUAGGAGUCCAUGGUGUUGACGUUGGUUUGUAUAACAGUUGGAUGGCAAAGUCCGAAAGAAUAUUCAAUCUACUUGAAUCAGGAUCAAAAUUGCUGAUGACAUGUAGGUCUGUCGUUUUGAAAGAGUCAAAACAACUGGAUAGUUUGGUUACACAUUUAGAUCAUGUCAUUGAUUUGGGUGAUGAGGAACAUCAGUUGACCGAUGAGGAUAAAAAUGCCAUGCUUGGCAUUCAUUGUAGACAUAGACAAUUAAGACAGGAAUGUUUUGAGAAUUUUUGUUUGUCUAACUCAUUACCAAUGUUCCCUCUGCUUUGUCGGUUGUUUUCAUCUGACGAAAAAUACCAAGAAAUGGGCCAGAAUUUUUUUCAUUUACCAUAUCGAUGUUUAUUCUCAGAGCUGAAUAAAAUGCGAGAAAUGAAGAAAAUGCAAUAUGCAUCCCUGGUUUACUGUGUCAUGAAAGAUAACCGUGUCUCAUCACAUGAUUUAGACCUAGGAUGCCUAGAGGAUGUCUACAACUGCUGCAGAGUAAACAAGUCAACCUCUGACUGGAAACUUAGAAACGCGCUGAGAGUAUUGGUUGGGUCAUAUCUAGUGCAGGACACUGAUGGUAGAUUUUCUUUUAUUCAUGACAAACUGUUUGAAAUUGUUGCAGUCCAUUUCGGUAAACAAUUUCCAGACUGUCUGAUUAAGUACGUUACUUCCAGCUUUAUCUACAAGUUUAUAGAAUUUGAUGAGAAUGGGUCAAUCGUCAAUGAAAGUCGCAUUGCUGUCUCAGAAAUUCACUUUCCUGUUUUGGUUAAUUGUGUUAUUUGUGAUAUAAGGCGUUUCCAUUUGUACGAAGUGUUUAAUUGUAAUAUAUUGAAAUCUACAGCAUUCGUUUCCGAGUUUUGCAAGGUUUGCCGUGAUUUUUCUCUUCACGAAAUCAAGACACUGCUCUUUGAGGAUACCCACUGCGAAAUGUUAUAUGAAGAAACAAAUAGAAAAUCAAAUGAAAUGGAGAAAAUAUCAGAUAUGGUCUUCGACAACCUGGAGAAUGGUCGUGGGGUUACGAAAAGAACACUGUCUGAGUGGGAUUGUAAAUUUAAGAUUUUAAAUCGACAAGUUUUUAAGGUUUUGUAUUGGAUAAUUGGAUAUGGUCAUGUGCAUCUAUUAUCCAGUGUCGUUGAACUUGUCCACAGUAAGACCCUCAGUGAGAACAGGAACAUUCCUGGUAGUGGCGCAAACGUUACAGAAACUUCAGAAAUCAUGUUUGGUAAGGACCUGGAAUCCCAGUCAACCUGCUUAGCACUGGCCUGUGCUAGUGGUGAUGUAGAAAUGGUCAACCUAGUGUUAGAUCACGUGAAACCUGAAUGUAUCAAUCACAAAUAUGAUAACGCUGAUAAAGAGUCUAGACCGUUAUUUGUGGCUUCAUUAAAUGGUCGCAGUGACAUUGUGAAUGUUUUGUUGAGAGAAGGAGCUAGCGACGAGCAGAAUUGCGCUAUAACGGUGGCUUGCCUCUUUGGACAUGAUGAAGUUGUAGCGAAUUUAAUCACUCAUGGAUGUGAUGUUAAUUUUUCUUACGCCGAGAUAGGUCCAUCGUUGUUUUAUGCUUCCGCUGCUGGUUAUAUAGAGAUCGUGAAGAAUCUUAUUAAGCAUGGUGCUAUUGUCAAUUUCUGUAACUGUAAGGGUAUGUCUCCACUGUAUGCUGCGUCUAGAUAUGGUCAUCUGGAGAUUGUGAAAUAUCUAAUUGAGAGUGGGGCGGAUGUUAAUCUCUGUGACAAUGAUGGUAUAUCUCCAUUGUAUAUUGCAUCCUAUAAAGGUCAUCUGGAGAUUGUGAAGAAUCUAAUUGAGAGUGGGGCAGAUGUCAAUCUCUGUGACAAUGAUGGCAACUUUCCAUUGUCUAUUGCAUACCUUAAUGAUCAUCUGGAGAUUGUGAAGUAUCUAAUUAAGAGUGGGGCGGAUGUUAAUCUCUGUGACAAUGAUGGUGUAUCUCCAUUGUCUAUUGCAUCCUAUAAAGGUCAUCUGGAGAUUGUGAAGAAUCUAAUUGAGAGUGGGGCAGAUGUCAAUCUCUGUGACAAUGAUGGCGAUUCUCCAUUGUCUAGUGCAUCAGGUGCAGGUCAUCUGGAGAUUGUUAUAUAUUUGAUGGAGAAAAACGCGGAUGUCAAUAUUGGUGUGAGCUGUUUAUCUUGUGCGUGUUCUGGUGGGCAUUUAGAUGUUGUGAAAUAUCUAACCGAUAAGGUGGAUGUGAAUCAGGUAGGCGUCUUGUGUGAUCCCGCACUUCAUGCUGCAUCUAGUUGUGGUCACUUGAAUAUUGUGGAGUAUCUGAUAGAACAUGGGGCGGAUAUUAAUUUACUGAGCUCCUCUAAUGAUAGCCCCCUCUACUGUGCUGCAGAGAAAGAUAAGUUAGAAGUAGUUAGAUGUCUUGUACAACACGGUGCUGAUAUAAACCAGGGUCUGGAAAUUGCAUGUCAGUGUGGUCACGAACAGGUUGUGGACUAUUUGUUGAACUAUUUCUACUAAAAUCAGCUACUGCAAAUGCACAUAAUCUUUGUAUUACAUUUCCUGUAAUGUAUCGGAUAUAAAUGACUUCAAUUUAGAACAAAUAUACUAGUUCUAUCUGUGACUUAUGUUUAACGCUAUAUUUUUAGCUAAUAAAUGCUUUAGAAAAUUAAUCAUUGUAUAUUUUACAAAUCUUCUUGAUCGUGUAUAAUCAUUUCUGUUUUUCCUUAUGAGUGACACAUCACGCACAGGCGUAAUUAAAAGGAGUGUUGGUUGAUCGAAUCUAAAUCAUUUUACGUCCAUUUGAGAUCAGUCAUAUUUUCUUCACUACAGUAAUGUGAUAGUAUAAAUAUGAAUUUCUAUAUGUAUUUAUUCGUUUUGAUAUUUUGCAUUGAUCGUUUUGCUAAAUACAAUCUUAAAAUUCACUUUACCGUAAGUUCAAUUGCGCAUCUGGAUUGAUUUGGCUGAGUAAAGUUUUAUUCUGUUAUUUCAUUUGUUCUUUGAUUUCAUUGGUCAUUUCAUAUUUCUUUAUCCAAUAAUAGUAUUUCAGUAUAUGUAUAAAUCUACCGCGCUUACCUAUGUAGUUAGAGCAGUAAUACGUUUUGAAGAGUUACAACCAGCUGAUAUCUUCCGUAUCUUAUGGUAUGUUAUUUCUAUAUUAAAGUAUAUGUUUCAUUUCCAUAUAAAGAACCGAUAUACAUAAUUAUUUUGAUUGCAAGUUCUUUACUUUAUUGUAAUUUUGCUUUCAAAGUCGUAAUUAUUAUAUGAGUCUGUAAGAUCUUAAUCUAAAUUAUUUACAGAACACAUGUACAUAUUUUUAUAAAGUAUAGUAUGCUUCUAAAACGUUUACUGUUGGUACAAUUUACAAUUGUCAUAUCUCACUUAUGUUUUUCUUUAUUGAUUUGUAAUAUUAUCUAUCUGUUAUUGUAGGCCAAUGCCUUUAUUUUCUACUCAAUAAAUUAAUAAAACCAA